AUGGGACUGCUGGCGCUGAAGCGGCUCGUGUCCAUGCGGCGGCAGGGCCGGCAGACCCAACCCCGUCGUGGUACGUCGACUGCUUCGGUGUCGGUCGCCAACAGAAACCGCUCGCGCUGCCAUCAAGACGGUGAUCCUCAAGCUGCCAAAAGGAUGAGACAUUCAGUGCCGGAGCUUCCAAAGGGAUCUUCAUCCAGUGAUGAAGUUGGAUCCUUUACAGAAAAUAAUUCCUUCGAAGCAUCUGAAGCUAAGCUACAGAAUUUGGACUCUUGUGAAAUUGAGGAAGAAAAUUGUUAUGUGGAUGAUGAAGAUGAAGGCUACUAUGAUGAUGAAUACGAGGGUCCUGAUUAUGAAUUUGACGGAAGUGACUUCAAUCAGCAAAUUGACUUGAAUCAGCAGCUGGAGUAUAAAUUUGACGAUUUAGAUCUGCCUCCAGGUGUGGAGGCUAGUGUACCAUUGUUGCAGAAAGCUAUAACUGAUGACGGGCCUGGCAAUUUUAAGUCAAUGUCAGGAAAAGAGGAUGAAUUUGGUAAGAAAUACAGGUUUUUUAAGCAGUUCGACACUGUUGAGGAUUUCCCUGAUCAUCAUUAUGCUAAAAACCCUGUUGGAAAGACAGGGAAAGGGUGGACAAAAAGAAUUCAGCAUGACUGGAAACUCCUGGAGAACAAUUUACCAGCGUCCAUAUAUGUUCGUGUCUCGGAAAAUCGAAUGGACCUUCUCAGGGCUGUGAUGAUUGGGCCCCAGGGGACACCCUACCAUGAUGGCCUUUUCUUCUUUGAUGCUCAAAUUCCCGACGCUUACCCCGCACGUCCUCCUGUUUUACACUAUCAAUCUGGAGGACUUGAGCUUAAUCCAAAUUUGUAUGCUAGUGGAAGAGUCUGCCUUAGCCUCCUGGGCACCUGGCGUGGCGAUGACUGUGAGAAUUGGAACUCGGCUCAGUCGACCAUGCUGCAAGUGCUAAUCUCCAUUCAAGCUCUCGUGUUGAAUGAAAAGCCAUACUUCAACGAGCCAGGAUUCGAGACCGAUGCCAAAUAUGCUAAUGGACAGAGGAGGUCCUUGGAGUAUAAUGAUACAACAUUUCAGAACUCGUGUAGGACGAUGCUGUACUCGCUUCGUAGGCCUCCACAGCACUUUGAAGAUCUCGUUGCCGGGCACUUCCGUGAACGCGGCCGUGCCAUUCUGGCUGCAUGUAAAUAUUACAUGGAGGGCAACAGAGUUGGGUCCGUAGUCCCUGGUGAGGACGAUGAGGGCAAGGAACUGGAAAUUGUAAAUGCUCAAGGACCCAGCAGCAGCGACGUGGUGAAGCCAGAGAAGCAUGAAGGUGCAGGUCGACGAACUGCAUCCUUCAAGGCCAAAAUGGAGGUUCUGUUUGAAGAGCUCCUGAUGGAAUUCAACGUGAAGGGUGCUCACACCAGGAAGUUCUGUGCCGAGAAGUUGAAGAAGAGCCAGCGUGAUGCUGCUUCCAGCUGCAGCAGCAGUCCAGCAGAUAUCUGUGGUGGUUCCAUAAUUAAGUGA
This is a messenger RNA of Aegilops tauschii subsp. strangulata, 1515 nucleotides long. RefSeq names its product probable ubiquitin-conjugating enzyme E2 25. Lineage: Eukaryota; Viridiplantae; Streptophyta; Magnoliopsida; Poales; Poaceae. The record is from RefSeq and is a predicted model, not a curated record. Gene Ontology annotation, molecular function: ubiquitin conjugating enzyme activity.